AUGGCCUAAACAAAUUCUAAUUCAACAAGUUUCAAUAUCUAAAUAAUACCAUAUAUUGGAACUAAAUUAAUUAAUUAACAUUUCAAAUAAUAAAAGUUAUAUAUAUAUAACUUUCAGAAAAUUGAUUAUACUAAAUCUUUAUUAGGAUUAAGUUUAAAAUGCCAAUAGAAUAAAGUGAUUUAAUGUUUACAUGAUCAUUACAGAUUUAUAAUAGAACAAUCAUAAUAGAAGUCGAGAUUGAUUGCUAUCUAAAAGAUAAAGGUUGAAAAAUAUGGUUGCCGAACAUACUUUAUAAAUGAUAAUGUUCUUCAAAUUCUUGCGAGAUCAGAAAGAAUAAAUAUAUGUUAAUGA
This is a messenger RNA of Paramecium pentaurelia, 351 nucleotides long. Lineage: Eukaryota; Ciliophora; Oligohymenophorea; Peniculida; Parameciidae. The record is from the annotation of a GenBank genome assembly.